Hemibagrus wyckioides is the source of this 3453-nucleotide messenger RNA. RefSeq names its product pleckstrin homology domain containing, family A (phosphoinositide binding specific) member 1b (gene plekha1b). Lineage: Eukaryota; Metazoa; Chordata; Actinopteri; Siluriformes; Bagridae. Gene Ontology annotation, molecular function: PDZ domain binding. The record is from RefSeq and is a predicted model, not a curated record. The transcript has 13 exons. Gene Ontology annotation, cellular component: cytoplasm; membrane. Bases 179 to 1360 code for a protein of 393 amino acids.
CCCCUGCCCUCCGCCCUGCUGUCUGUGUGUGUGAGGUAGCCUGUAGGUAACAGAGCGCUCGCGCAGUCGGAAGUUUGUGUUGGAGAUGGGCUGAAAGUCUGAGAGAAAUCCACCAAGGCGAGGACGUGGAGUGGCUUUUCCCAGGAUUUAUAAACUCAUGUGAUGCUCAGACCCAGCUAUGCCUUACGUGGAUCGGCAGAACCGUAUCUGUGGCUUCCUGGACAUCGAGGAAAAUGAGAACAGCGGCAAGUUCCUGCGCCGCUACUUCAUCCUGGACACACUGGAGGGUAGUCUGGUGUGGUACAUGGACAACCCACAGAACCUUCCAGAAGGAACUCAGUGUGUUGGCUCUAUGAAGCUUACGUACAUCUCUAAGGUUAGCGAUGCAACCAAGCUUCGACCCAAGGCAGAGUUCUGCUUCGUUAUCAACGCCGGAAUGAGGAAGUUCUACCUGCAGGCCAAUGACAAGCAGGACCUGGUGGAAUGGGUCACCGUGCUCAACAACGCCACCAAAAUCACGGUCCCAAAGUCAGGAGAUCCGAGCGGGCAGAACCAAGCGGAGGCGUGCGUGGAGGUCCUGGGUGCCAUGAAGCAGGUCUCCUAUAAGACCGAGAUCAUCGGAGGAGUUCCCAUCAUCACCACCACACAGGAGAAGGGUGAAGGGCAAAACGGGGCAGAGAAAGGGGCACUGAGGAAGCCUCAUGGCCAGGUGCCCUACUACCUGAGCCGAGCCAACCAGGAUCAGUCGGUGGUGAAGGCUGGCUUCUGUGUUAAACAGGGAGCAGUGAUGAAAAACUGGAAAAGACGAUACUUCAUGCUGGACGACAACACCAUCAGCUAUUUUAAAUCAGAUCUGGAGAGAGAGCCACUCCGGGUUAUUCCCCUGAAGGAGGUUACUAAAGUCCAGGAGUGUAAGCAAAGUGAUUUGCUGAUGAGGGAUAACCUCUUUGAGCUCGUCACUACCUCACGAACGUUCUAUAUUCAGACGGACAGUCCAGAGGAGAUGCACAACUGGAUCAAGGCUAUCUCCGGAGCGAUCGUAGCCCAGCGAGGCCCCGGCCGCUCUGCUGCUUCAAUGCGUCAGGCCAGAAGGUUCUCAAACCCUUGUAUUCAGAGGUAUACGUCCCGCAGUGGCGAACGCAGCACGAGCGCCGGGAAUCCCCCUCCAUCUUUUACUGCAGUGAACAAGGCCCCCCAGUCCCUCGCUCACCCAUCUCCACCGAACUCCACUUCCCAGAAUGCCAAUUCCCCACGGGCCAUCAGCAUGGCGUGGGACGAGCCGGAUCUCAGCGGCCUCCUGCGGGGCAACCCACGCACCCGACUGUCACUUCAGGAGUCUCCCCGGCUGUUUUUCAAGUAAGCAGCAGCGACCCGGUCUCGCCCUGGGAGCGGAGGAACAGUGCAGAGAUUUGCCCUCCUGCUGUUAUUGACUCUGACGAUCUGCAUAUUACACAGGUGUAAAGACCUGUGGUGGUCCAAACAGUAACGAAAAUAAACACAGACACACACCCACACUGACACGAGACACAGCACAGACUGACCAGUAUUGCUGAAAUGACCACUGGUUCGGACGUGCAGUACAAAACAAAGCAAUCGAGAAGUGCUAUAGACCAGAGAGAGGACCUAGCACAUCACAGUGGAUUACGGGAUUCUUGGAUUAGUUCUCCUUUCCAUGAGCCUCCACUUGAAGGUUGUGGCUAACCACCAGUCUGCUAGUGAUUGAAAUGAGAGUUGGGAACUUCUUGGUUUUCCUUUUAAGCACAAACUCCUUAUCCAGUCCAAAUGAAUCCGUUUCAGGACUGGACUGUAUCAGAUUUACUACCCAGAUUUAUCUUUUUUUUCUCUCUCUCUCUCCUCUUCACCUUCUUUUCCAUGGGGUACAGUUUGGUUUGUCGCGAUGUUUUAUCGUUCCUAAAUCAGUGUAUCGAAGUUCUUUCUGCUGAACUGAAUGGAGCACUAUUUUCUGCUUUGCUUCAGUUAUUUUAUUCGUGUUGUGUGUUUUGUUUUGUUUUUUUAAUUAAUUUUUUAGAAAGUUCUGUGUGGGCUUUUCAUUUUUUGGGCAAACCAAAGCUUAAACAAGAUAAUACCACUACCUAUAAGAUAGAAUUAUUUUGGAGAAGACAUAAUCGUUAUUAUAUUUGAAGAUCUAUAUAUAUAUAUGUAUAUAUAUAUAUACACACACACACACACACUGACCGUAACUAUAGAGUUUAUUUUAGAGCAGAACUUUGUCAGAAAGUCAAAAGGUAAACACAUAUUUGUUGUCAGGUUGACCAGAAAACAUCAGGUCUGUCGGAUACACAUCUGCGUCCAGUACACACACACACACACAGCCACGUGGUUACCUUGGUAACACACUCCUACACUUGUUUUAAGGGUGCUGGGAAACGUCGUUGUUUCUUCACUGUAAAGAAUCACAGUGCUGGUGAGAGAUACUUCUGAAAGGAAUCUCAGACCUUCCGAUUUUCAGAGCAGCACAUUUUAACGUCGGAAUACGCUACUAGGAUUCAUCACUCGAAUAUACACCAGGCUUCUUUUUAUUUCUUUAACUGAAAACAUGAGCUAAAUAUGGAAUGAUUGACGUGUUUUGAACGCUCCGAUAGUAACAGACCUCUUGGUAGCUCCGCCCCCCCCAUCCCUUAUCCCACCUCGAGUAAUAACGUUUCGGCCCGUCUCUCACCGUGACUCGAUUUUCCCGCUUGAACGAUGUAAAGUUCGUUAAUGUGAAAUGUUUGACUUAAUUUUAUACAUGUCUAAUGUUAACUAAUAUUUGUUUUGGGGCAGAGGGGAAGCACCUGCUGAUCCCCAAACAAUCCAGUUAUCCUGGUGGUUAAAGGUCAGGGGGUCAGAAGGUCUGGAAUGUUGGAGAGCCAACUGUAAGAAGCCUUUUUUCCUUAUGUUUGACAAUGACAUCAUGCUGAACACGGUGCUCUUGACGUUCCGAAAUGAUGGACUACUUACCCUGAAAAUAUGCUAAUGAUGAACGCAAGCUGUCAUAUACUGCUUAGCAUAUUGUGAAUGAAACCACACUAACAGCACACUAACGUUAGUCAUUGUUUUGAUGCCGUAUUCGCUGUUGUUGUUGUUGUUGUUGUUGUUGUUGUUUUUUUUAAUAACCUCUCUGACUUGCCCAAUACCAACCGUUCUGACUUACUUUCAUUGUCCUGUGAGGAUUAUUCUUGUAAAAAAAAAAAAAAAAAAAUUUGUUACCCGAUGUUGUACGGUGGAAACGUGACUCCUGGGACGGCGCUUCUAUCGCUCUACGUCAGGGUCAUGUGUCAACUCGUUCACUCGUAAACCGCGUUGCACAAGCCAUCUGAAGUGCCUGCGUACCUUUCCUUAUGACAACAAGCUCAUUCUGAUUUCACCACUUGUGUACCUGACAUAUUUGUAAAUCGUGUGCAUUUAUUUAUUAUGUGAAAGAGUUUGAAGAUUAAAACUGACCAAUUUUAA